Peniophora sp. CBMAI 1063 is the source of this 1641-nucleotide messenger RNA. NCBI's taxonomy places the organism in Eukaryota, Fungi, Basidiomycota, Agaricomycetes, Russulales, Peniophoraceae. The record is from the annotation of a GenBank genome assembly.
AUGGCGCCUUCUCCCAUGUCCCCUGCGUCCCCCGCCUUCGCUGCGCCCAACGGCAACGGUACCCCGGCAGGUUACAGUCGCCGUCGCUCGCUUUCGGACCCCUUUACUGCGAUGCUCCGACCACCGGCGGACGAAACUCCUGCUGAGCGCCAUCAACGACUGGAAGCUGAACAUCGCGCAAGACAAGUUAGCGAGUCGAUCGACCAGCAGCUCAAGUUGGAGCACCAGGAGCAGAAGAAGAACAAAGUGGAUGUCAAGGUCUUAUUAUUGGGCCAGAGCGAGAGCGGGAAGAGCACGACAUUAAAGCAAUUCCAGCUCGCGCACACGCCUGCCGCCUUCCGCGCAGAGCGCAUGGCAUGGCGUCCGGUUAUCUAUCUCAAUCUCGUGCGUUCUAUCCGCCGGAUCCUCGAUGCCAUAUCGCCGGACCUGGACGAGCCAGUAAUCGUACCUCAGACUGCGCUGACGGACACCUCGUUUGCGCAACCGUCUGCCGGCGUUGUACUAUCCGAUACGGAGAUCGCACAGAAACACGCCCGGUAUUCCGAACGCCUAGCGCCGCUGCUCGAUCUGGAAGAGCGCUUGAUCACCAUGCUCGCGGAGGACGACGAGGAAGAGGCGACCCGGUUGGGCGAUGGUUCCUCCCCGGGCUGGUCGCAUGGCUCUUACACCGGGCGGCCUUCCCUGUCAGUCGAAACGCGUAUCCCCGCCGCGCAAGGCGCGCGCUCACCCGGCUCAUCGAGCUUGCAUCGAUCGCACGGCGAGGUCGCGGUGCGCACGACGUCAAAUUGGAAGAAGGCGCUCUCGCUAUCUCGUGUAAAAUUACGCCCCGCGGCCCCCGACCAACCCGGAGGCGAGGUCGUCGGAUGGUGGGAAGACCCGUCAGACCCCGUGCAUGUGCUAAGCCAGUGCUCCCGCGACAUGACCGCGCUUUGGGCGGAUCCCUGGGUUCGCACGCGCUUGGCGGCCCGACGAAUACGGCUGGAAGAGAGCAGCGGCUUCUACCUGAACGAGAUCGACAGGAUCACUGCUAAGAAGUACAUACCAACAGAUGAUGAUGUGCUCAAGGCGAGGCUCAAGACCAUGGGCGUCGUCGAACAUACAUUCACGGUAUCGACGGGCCCGAAAGUGCCCAAGCCAAUGGUCUGGAAGAUCUUCGACGUCGGUGGCGCGCGAAACCAACGGCAGGCGUGGGCACCGUACUUUACGGACGCCAACGCAAUCAUCUUCCUCGCUCCUAUCUCCGCCUUUGACCAGGUCCUAGCGGAAGACCCGCGGGUGAACAGGCUGGAGGAUAGUCUGCUGUUAUGGCGAUCCGUCGUCUCGAACAAGCUGUUGCAACACGUCAACCUCAUCAUAUUCUUGAACAAGUGCGAUCUGUUGAAGGCAAAACUCGAGAGCGGGGUUCGGUUAAACCAGUACUUGCUCACCUACGGCGAGCGCCCGAACGACUACGACUCGGUCUCACGAUAUCUGCGCAAUAAGUUCGGUCUACUACAUCAGCAGUAUACGCCGAAUCCCAACCGCGAGCUGUUCAUUCACUUCACAGCGGUGACCGAUACUCGCCGAACAUCAACCAUCAUCGCGAAUGUCCGCGACAUCAUUGUCCGACAAAACUUGAAAGACUCGAAACUGCUAGUCUAG